Messenger RNA from Drosophila serrata, 644 nucleotides. RefSeq names its product Ribosomal RNA processing 47 (gene Rrp47). The record is from RefSeq and is a predicted model, not a curated record. Gene Ontology annotation, cellular component: exosome (RNase complex); nucleolus. Gene Ontology annotation, biological process: maturation of 5.8S rRNA; regulation of gene expression. Gene Ontology annotation, molecular function: DNA binding; RNA binding. Lineage: Eukaryota; Metazoa; Arthropoda; Insecta; Diptera; Drosophilidae.
UGGCAACACUAUAUCGAAUACAAAUACAUAUAUACACUAUCGUUUGGCUUUAAAAUAACAAAAAAAAAAAAAUACAUCAAAAUAAAUAUAAUUGAAAAAGAGAAGAUGACAGAAGGCAACAACAGUAAUCAACUGGAGAAGACCCUCCAAGAGAACACAGAUCUGCAAAACGUGUUGAACAACUUCGAGUCCACAAUUGCAGUUCUGGAAGCCGAUUUGGAAAAGGCGCUAGCAUUCCAGAAUGGACCUAAAUUAUCCUUGGACGAUCAGAUUAAGCUGGACACCUAUAUAGCCUAUUUAAACAGCACUCUGUUUUGGAUAAACCUGAAGAUUCAUGGUGUGGAUCCCGCGAAGCAUCCUGUCCUCCACGAUUUGGGACGUUCCAGAGAAAUGCUGGCCCGUGAUAAGGAAAUAACCGCAGCACUGAAUGCCCCACGUUUGGAUGUUCAUGCAGCCAAGAGAUUUAUUAAAGCUGGCAUUGGCAAGCACACGCGGUUUAUUGAAAUGAAUGGCGUUAUAGUCACGGAAGAUCAAUAUAAUCGCAGUCUGGACGAGAGUGGGAAGGGAGAUAACUGACAAGUGUUGUGUUUGAUCAUCCUAUUAGAGUACACAAUAAAUUAGAUAAGAUUUUGCAUUAACAAGUA